Messenger RNA from Phytophthora infestans T30-4, 730 nucleotides. Its product is annotated as secreted RxLR effector peptide protein, putative. The annotation marks the transcript as partial. NCBI's taxonomy places the organism in Eukaryota, Oomycota, Peronosporomycetes, Peronosporales, Peronosporaceae. The record is from RefSeq and is a predicted model, not a curated record. The transcript has a single exon.
AUGCGUCACUUGCUGACUGCUGCAGUUAUUCUCUUUGGGGGCUGCGAUAUGGCUUCUGCAAUAAUCGACGCGCAGCAAGUUGCGCCAUCUGAGGUGUCGUCCACGGAUGCGAUACAAUCAAUCUACGCUGCUCAGUUGGUGCGCAGUGGCAAGAGAUUCCUUCGUAUCCCCACGGCCGAACAACUAGACGAUGAGUUGGGUCAAGUCGAUGAGGAACGAAGAAUGGAGAUUCUGACAAAGCAGCUUUCUAAGCUGGCGAGUUUCACAAAAAACACUGGAGCACUAAAAAAAGUGGAUGAGGCCGUAACAGCAGCCAAACCUCAGAACGCCAUGACUCUCGAACAGAAUCUCAUGUCCAAACUGGGUAAGAAUCAACUUGCACAACGGAAUUUUGAGCAGUACAUAGACGAAAAAUGGACGGUGGAUGUGCUCAAGUCCAAGCUGCGAAUCACAAAAGACACAGCCCCGGACUCGAAGGAAUACGAAGCUUUCUCUACGCUGCUCCAGACUCGUAUGUACGUCGAUACCCUCAUGAAAGUCAAAAAUCCGACUACGACGAACACUGGGGAAACCAUGCUGGCUAAAAUCAAUGAGAAUCCGCUCGCUCAAAAGUACUUUGGGCAGUUCAUGGACGAUACGUUAACGCAAGUGACACUCAAGAAUAAGUUGGGUAUCACGAGGGGAACGCUGAAGACCUCCAAAGAGUAUGAUGCCUUGACGCUGCUCAUAC